Adineta ricciae is the source of this 2316-nucleotide messenger RNA. The record is from the annotation of a GenBank genome assembly. Lineage: Eukaryota; Metazoa; Rotifera; Eurotatoria; Adinetida; Adinetidae.
AUGACUCAUCCUACAACAUUUCAAGACCGAUGGCCUCAAAUGAAACGUGUUGUUCUGAAGAUUCUCCGACAAGAGCCAACUUCACAAGUGGAAUGGCAGAAUCUAUUCACUGACGUGUACAGUGUUUCAACUUGGUAUCCAACUAGUAUACCGGAAAUAUUCGCAGAAUUAACAAAUGAAAUCACACGACAUAUCAAACAAGCGCAAGAACGUGUUCUAAGACACGACGAAGAUUCAGCACUGCUCAAAGCAUAUAUUCAAGAAUGGUCAAAGUUCUACGAACAAUGCGAAUAUCUACCAAAACCCUUCGUUCGAAUUGAAACGAAUUCCACUUCAAGCUCAGAGAAAGCAACACGAAGCACCGAUCAAGUUCGACAAUUGAUGCUCGAGUCAUGGAAUAACAAUAUAUUUAAAGAUAUCAAACAUCGUCUACAAAAUAGUGCCAUGAAAUUAGUUCAAGCAGAACGAAAUGGCGAAUCGUUUGAUUCCCAAUUAGUUAUUGGCGUUCGAGAUUCUUAUGUUAGUCUAAAGACUGAUGAGAAAGACAAAUACAAAGUUUAUAUCGAAAAUUUUGAACGUGCGUACCUGAAUGAAACAACUCGAUUUUACAAGCAAAAGACUGGUCAAUACCUUGGCGAACAUGGAAUACUCGCGUAUCUCCAUUACGCUGACCAAAAAUUGAAGGAGGAAGAAAAACGUGCUAGACGAUAUUUGGAAUCCGUACCGGAAUGCAAUAGUGUACCAUUAUUAAUCGGCCGCUGUGUUGAUGUAUUUGUGACAGAAUUUCGCGAGCAAAUCACCAAUGAAUGUCCGAAUUUGAUUGAAAAUAAUGAUAUUGAACGUUUACGUCUUGUAUUCACUCUACUGGAUCAUACGGGCGAUAUUACCUCAUUAACUCAAGCUCUCGAAACAUUCAUUGUUAAGCAAGGUUUAGACAAUAUGUUAAAAAACAGAGAUACAAUUAGACAGGAUCCGGAAAGUUACGUUCAACAACUACUAGAUCUCUAUCGACAAUUUUCAAAUUUAGUUCACGAUGCUUUCUCGAAUGAUCCCAGAUUUCUCACAUCGAGAGACAAAGCAUUUCAGAAAAUUAUUAAUGAUACUUCAGUCUUUCAACUUGAUAUGCCAGCGCGUGCUACUCGAGGAACGACGCGAACAACUCUCGCAGAAUCACGUUGUCCAGAAUUGUUAGCACAAUAUUGUGAUAUACUACUGCGCAAAGGUACAUCUACGCAUAAGAAGUAUUCCUCAGAAGAAAUCGAAUCUAAAAUCAAAGAUGUGCUACUGUUAUUGAAAUAUGUACAGAAUAAAGACGUGUUCAUGCGAUUCUAUAAAGGAUCGCUGACACGUCGUCUCAUUUUGGAUACAUCGAUCGAUAAUGAACUAGAAGAAAGCAUUGUCAUUCAAUUGAGGGAUGUGGGAAUGCCAGCGGAAUUUAUUCUUAAACUACAACAGAUGUUCAAAGAUCUAAAACUAAAUCGUGAUAUGAACGAAGAAUUUCGAAGUGUGUGUCCAUCAUCGCGGAAUAAUAAUACGAUGAUGGAUUCCUUCUCAUUUAAAAUUCUCAGUGCUGCAGCAUGGCCACAUCCCGGCGAUAAAAUCGACGUGUCGCUACCAGCACAGAUCGAAGAUGUCCUACCAGAAAUUGAAGAAUUCUAUAAGAAAAAACAUUCCGGAAGGAAACUAACUUGGUAUCACACAGUAUCAAACGGUCAGUUAACGUUCGCAUCGAAAACUGGAAAAUACGAUUUGGAUGUGUCAACCUUGCAAGCAUCUGUGCUAUUCGCGUGGAACCACCGGCCAACUAAUAAAUUAACAUUUAGCGAACUGAAAUUAGCGACAAACAUUCCUGAAACUGAACUGAAGAAAACUCUCUGGUCAUUGGUGUCAUUUGCUAAACUAAAGCAGCAAUUGAUAUGCUACGAGCCACAUGGGCAAUCUCAUCAAGAUUUGGGUGAAUCGAGUUUAUUCUGGAUCAACUACGACUUUACGAUCAUUCGUGCGGGUAAAGUACAGACACGCGGGCAUAUCAAUAUGAUUCAACGGCUACAAUUAAAUACGGAAAAAGGACGCGAAGAAGAAAAUGAAGAAAUUAUGUUUUUACGUGGUGAGCGAACGAAAGAAGCAAUUGUACAAAUAAUGAAAACUCGUCAACGUAUGAACAAUGCUCAGUUACAAACGGAGUUAAUCGAAAUAUUGAAAAAUAUGUUCGUACCAUCAAAGAAAUUAAUCAAAGAAAUGAUCGAAUGGUUAAUUGAUCAUCGAUAUAUGGCGAGAUCGGAGACAAAUAUAUCAGAAUAUGUUUAUGUGGCUUAA